Messenger RNA from Schizosaccharomyces japonicus yFS275, 1749 nucleotides. Its product is annotated as 4-aminobutyrate aminotransferase. Lineage: Eukaryota; Fungi; Ascomycota; Schizosaccharomycetes; Schizosaccharomycetales; Schizosaccharomycetaceae. The record is from RefSeq and is a predicted model, not a curated record. Gene Ontology annotation, cellular component: cytosol; cytoplasm. Gene Ontology annotation, molecular function: pyridoxal phosphate binding; transaminase activity; 4-aminobutyrate:2-oxoglutarate transaminase activity. Bases 205 to 1614 code for a protein of 469 amino acids. Gene Ontology annotation, biological process: GABA shunt. The transcript has a single exon.
AGAUGACGGCAGUGCUAGCAACAACAUUUAAAGGCAUCGAAGAGCCAGUAGUUAAUCAUCAGAAAAGCAUUGAACACUGCUUUGUCUUUUAGAACUUUCCAACCUUUCAACCAUAGACAUUUUUGGGCAGUAGCGACUUCCCCAAAAAUCAACAAGCUAAGCAUUAGCAAAACACUUCACUAGACGAAUUCAAGAACAGAGAAAAUGACUGCUGCACCUUUCUUCCCCAAUGAACCUAAGGGCCCCAAGAUUGUGACUGAGGAGAUUCCCGGUCCCCAAAGCAAAGCUGCCGUCGCAGAAAUGACCAAGUACAUCGACACUAGCGCCACGAAGCUUGUGGUCGACUAUGAGAAGUCCAUUGGAAACUACCUUGUCGAUGCCGAUGGAAACGUGUAUCUUGAUGUAUAUGCUCAGAUUGCUUCCAUUGCUGUUGGUUACAACAACCCGACUUUGAUCAAGGCUGCCAAGUCUGAUGAAGUUGCUACGCUCAUGAUGAACCGUCCUGCCCUUGGAAACUUCCCUCCCAAGGAGUGGGCUAGAAUUGUGAAGGAGGGUCUGAUUGACAAUGCCCCCAAGGGCCAGAAGUACGCUUACGUUCAAAUGAGCGGUAGUGAUGCCAACGAGUCUGCUUUUAAGAUUGCUUUCAUUCACUUGGCUGCUCAAAAGCGUAAGGGUGCUGGUUUCAGCGAGGAAGAUUUGGUCUCUGUUAUGAACAACCAGGCUCCUGGUAGUCCUGAAGUUGCGAUUCUCUCAUUCCGUCGCGCAUUCCACGGUCGUUUGUUUGGAUCCUUGUCGACUACUCGUUCCAAGCCCAUCCACAAGCUCGAUAUCCCCCUGUUCCCCUGGCCUCAAGCUGAUUUCCCCGCUCUUAAGUAUCCUUUGGAGGACCACGUUGAAGAGAACGCCGCUGAGGAGCAACGUUGUAUUGAUCAAGUCGACCAAAUCUUGUCUACUCACCAUUGCCCUGUUGCUGCUUGUAUCGUUGAGCCCAUCCAGUCUGAGGGUGGUGACAACCAUGCUUCCCCCGAAUUCUUCCACAAGUUGCAGGCAACUUUGAAGAAGCACGGUGUUCUGUUUAUUGUCGAUGAGGUUCAGACCGGUGUGUGCGCUACUGGAAACAUGUGGGCUCAUGAAGCUUGGAACCUUCCGUAUCCACCCGACAUGGUUACCUUCUCCAAGAAGUUCCAGGUUGCCGGUUUCUUCUACAGUGAUCUUCUCCUUCGUCCCGCAUUGGCUUACCGUCACUUCAACACCUGGAUGGGUGACCCGAUCCGUGUUGUCCAAGCCAAGUACAUCUGCCAAGAGAUUCGCGACCACAACUUGUUGCAAAACACGAUUGAAGUCGGUAACUACGUGUACCAAGGUCUUGAAAAGCUGGCAGCCAAGUACCCUGGAAAGAUUAACAACCUCCGUGGUAAGAACAAGGGUACUUUCAUCGCCUUUGACUGUGAAAGCCCUGAGGCUCGCGACAAAUUCUGCGCGGACAUGAAGCAUGAGGGUGUGAACAUCGGUGGCUGCGGUCCCAUUGGAAUUCGUCUGCGUCCCAUGCUUGUGUUCCAGAAGCACCAUGCUGACAUCAUGCUGGCUGCCAUUGACAAGGUCUUCUCUGCUUAGAAUGCCUUGACAUUACUGUCUAGAUUUUUAUUCCCUUUUUUGUCUCGUUUUUAAUGACCUUACCCAAUAGAUAAAUAUAGGUGAACUUUGCCAUCAAAAGUGUUACAAGUUUGUAGCUGAUCGUGGGGUUUCUAG